Molecule: messenger RNA, 396 nt
Organism: Drosophila grimshawi
Lineage: Eukaryota; Metazoa; Arthropoda; Insecta; Diptera; Drosophilidae
Gene: apn
Product: protein apnoia
Exons: 2
Coding region: 1-396 (131 amino acids)
Source: RefSeq, a predicted model, not a curated record
AUGGCUGCCGCUCAGAAAUUUGCCCUUUCGCUGCUCUGCCUGUGUCUGCUGUGUGAUUUUGCCUGGUGUCAGCAGCUGGCCAACAACAACUCCGACGCGGAUGUGACUGAAAGUCGCACUUUUGGGCAUCAUAUGCUGCGUCGCAUUAGCUUUGCCUUGGUGCCGGUCGCCUUUGUUGUGGGCGUUAUUACCACAUUGCUGGCAGCGCUGACUGUUGUCUCGAUAAAGGGUCUGGGUGUGGGUGUCAUCCUACUCGUGCUGGCCAUCGGUCAGAUGCUGUCCCGUGCUCUGCCCGUGCAUGCCGCCGCUGCAUAUACGGCUGCUCCCGCUCCGCUUCCCGUUGUCUACUCCCACUCGCACACACAGCAGCCCGUCUGGCUGGAGAAGGAGUGGUAG